This is a messenger RNA of Lachancea nothofagi CBS 11611, 486 nucleotides long. Lineage: Eukaryota; Fungi; Ascomycota; Saccharomycetes; Saccharomycetales; Saccharomycetaceae. The record is from the annotation of a GenBank genome assembly.
AUGCUAUUGACCAGACUGGGCUUGAUUACGGGUCAAAAAAGGCUGAUGUCAACGAGCAUGAAGCUACUAAAUAGCUCAAGCUCGCCUAUUUUCGAUCCAACACAAUUGAACCCUUUGAGCAACACUAAGAAGAGCUCUGGGUCGUCUUCCAAGCUUCAAAUUAACAUUUCAGCACCAGAACAGCGGUUUGCCGCUGCGUCCUUUAUCGCAUCACCUAAAGAGGAUGCUUUAACAUCAAGACUGACUGGUGUUCGUGCGGGGAGAACUGUGGAUGUAUACAACGGAGACACUGCUGGGGCCUUCAGACAACUGAACUCAGUGGUUUUCGCAAACAGGAUAGCACACGACAAACGGAAUCAAAGAUACCACGUCAAGCGAGGUAAGGCCAAGGAAAUGCGUUCGUCUCAAAGACACCGUCGUGAAUUUAUGAAAGGCUUCAAGAGGCUCAUUGAGGUGGUCAAGGACGCCAAACGUAAGGGUUAUUAG